Molecule: messenger RNA, 411 nt
Organism: Phytophthora sojae
Lineage: Eukaryota; Oomycota; Peronosporomycetes; Peronosporales; Peronosporaceae
Exons: 2
Coding region: 1-411 (136 amino acids)
Source: RefSeq, a predicted model, not a curated record
AUGGCGUCCGACGUCAGCGCCCGCGUGCAUCUCGACGCCGAGAAACUCACGCAGAAGAGUGCGGACGCGCAGCGCAAGGGCAACGAGAACGCCGCGCGCGCCCUGGCCACGUCCGUGGCCGACCUGCGCGAGGCCGUGGCGCUUCUGGCCGAGCAGCGGUACAUCUACUGGCGCGUCGCCGCGGCGAGGACGACGACGACGACGCCGAGGCACGUCUGGCGCGCAUGGAGACUGUGCUGGGGCAGAAAGUUGGGAUGGCAUGAAGCUCCGGAGCAACAGGGUGGCGCGGCGGCAGACGAGAUCGUGGAAGGCGAUGCGAAUCAAUCCCACGCAUUGCAAAAGGUGCUGGAUGAGGACGAGGAGCUGGAGGGACCAGUCAAGUCUGCGGAUGAACUGCACACUCCGAUCUAG